Molecule: messenger RNA, 898 nt
Organism: Pseudocercospora fijiensis CIRAD86
Lineage: Eukaryota; Fungi; Ascomycota; Dothideomycetes; Mycosphaerellales; Mycosphaerellaceae
Exons: 2
Coding region: 65-898 (277 amino acids)
Cellular component (GO): mitochondrial inner membrane
Molecular function (GO): S-adenosyl-L-methionine transmembrane transporter activity
Source: RefSeq, a predicted model, not a curated record
CUGUCCUUGUACAUAUUUCUGCAUUUCUUCCGGCGUUGGCGUUGGGGCCUUUCAACAAAUCCCUAUGGAUCCCUAUCAACCCCCCCUCCUCGAAUCCCCCUACCUCCGCUCCCUCUUCGCAGGCGCCCUCGCAGGAACCACAGUCGACAUCUCAUUAUACCCCCUCGACACGCUGAAAACCCGCCUCCAAUCCUCCCCCGGGUUUUGGAAAUCUGGCGGGUUUCGCGGAAUUUACAAUGGCGUGGGUUCAGCGGCCGUGGGCUCUGCUCCAGGCGCGGCACUUUUUUUCGUGGUGUACGAAGGGGUGAAAACGAAUGUUGGGGAGGGGAAUACGGUGGGAGGUCAUAUGUUGGCGGCGAGUUUGGGGGAAAUUGCGGCUUGUGCGGUUCGAGUGCCCACGGAAGUUGUGAAGCAGAGAGCGCAGGCGAAACAGUUUCCUGGCUCGAUGGAGGCGCUGAAAAACAUUUUGGGGAAGAGGUAUACGUGUGGAUUGGCGUCGGUGGGGAGGGAGUUGUAUCGCGGUUGGGGGAUUACCGUUAUGAGGGAGGUGCCGUUUACGAUUAUUCAGUUUCCGCUUUGGGAGGGGUUGAAGAGGUGGGGUUUGGAACGAGGAAUGGAUAGGGGGAGAGAUGUGAGUGCGGCGGAAAGUGCGGUGUUUGGGGCUUUUAGUGGUGCGGUGGCUGCGGGACUCACGACUCCGUUGGAUGUGCUCAAGACGAGGAUGAUGUUGAGCACGGGGAAGGUGGAUGUGUUUUCUUUGGCGGGAAGGAUAUUUAGGGAAGAGGGUGGGAAGACGUUUUUCAGUGGCAUUGGUCCGAGGACUAUGUGGAUUAGUAUUGGAGGUGCGGUGUUUUUGGGAAGUUAUCAGUUUGCGAGCAAUAUGCUUGGUGGUCGAUGA